Molecule: messenger RNA, 1914 nt
Organism: Etheostoma cragini (Arkansas darter)
Lineage: Eukaryota; Metazoa; Chordata; Actinopteri; Perciformes; Percidae
Gene: pmm2
Product: phosphomannomutase 2
Exons: 8
Coding region: 207-959 (250 amino acids)
Biological process (GO): GDP-mannose biosynthetic process; mannose metabolic process; protein N-linked glycosylation
Cellular component (GO): cytosol
Molecular function (GO): phosphomannomutase activity
Source: RefSeq, a predicted model, not a curated record
UAGUAGUUGUCGUCGUUGUCCCAUCUCUGAAUAUACUCAAAGAUCCUUUAUACUUUGUUAUACUGUCGAGGACGACAGAAAUAGAAGAGUUCUGGGAGAAAGGCGAAAACGCAUGUGGACAAACACUGAGUAAUCAUUUUAAAUCGAGGAAACAGAGGGACUGUCUCCACAGUGAGGGGCAUUGAGACAGCAAAGACGGGAUCAGGAUGAGUGAAGCCACUGUGGACUCGGGCACGCUCUGCCUUUUUGAUGUAGACGGCACGCUCACGGCCGCGAGACAGCGCGUAACUCCAUCCAUGGCAGAGUUCCUUCAGAAGCUCAGGGCUAAGGUUCGAGUUGGAGUGGUAGGAGGGUCGGACCUUAAUAAGAUCAAAGAGCAGCUGGGAGAUGAUGUGAUCCAGAAAAUGGACUACGUUUUUGCUGAGAAUGGUCUUGUGGCCUAUAAAAAUGGACAGUUACUCUCCGUCCAGUCCAUCCAGGCCCAGAUGGGUGAAGAGCUACUCCAAGAUUUCAUUAACUUCUGUCUCAACUACAUGGCCAAGAUCAAACUGCCUAAGAAAAGGGGGACAUUCAUUGAAUUCCGCAACGGCAUGUUGAACAUCUCCCCUAUUGGACGCAGCUGUACACAGGAAGAAAGGACAGAGUUCUUUGAGCUAGAUCAGAAAGAGAAAAUCAGAGAGAAGUUUGUGUCCAUAUUAAAGGAAGAGUUCAAAGGAAAGGGAUUGUCAUUUUCAAUCGGAGGGCAAAUCAGCAUUGAUGUGUUUCCUGAUGGUUGGGAUAAGCGAUUCUGUCUGGGAUUUGCUGAGAAGGACAACUACUCAACCAUUCACUUCUUUGGAGACAAGACCAAACCUGGAGGAAACGACUAUGAGAUCUACUGUGACCCACGGACCACGGGCCAUGAAGUCUCCUGUCCAGAGGAAACACAACAACUUUGUCAGCAGCUUUUCUUCUCAUGAGAGAGAAACUGUUCCUGGAUGCUGACAUUGUUUUUACAGAACGGACAAGAGGGACUUAUGUUAGGGGUCUUAUUUAUCGGUUUAAAACAUAUCUAGAGAUUUAACUUAAAAAAAAAUUCAUUAAUGCGGAAAGAGCCAGCAUUAUAGUUGUCAUUGUUAACAUUACCAAAGGGUUAUGUCAACAACACAAGGGUGGAGAGGGAACACUUACUGACUAAUGAGAAGAGGGAUUUCUGGAUAUCUUGGUUGCGUUUUGAAUGAGAGAUGUAAUGGCUUUGAACGUGAUUUAAUGGUUUUAAAUUUGUUGAUUACAUUUUCUUAAUGAGAUUCUGGCUAUGUUAUCAACAUUACGUCAUGGUAAACCUUAAACUAAAACAAUUAAAUGUGUCCAUUUGUUGGAAAUAAUGCAGUUUGUCCGUCAAAUCUUGUGGCUGUAGCAAAAACGUCUUCCUUAUUCCAUUUUAUGUUGAAGUCUUUUAUUGGGUUCUUUGCUUAGCCAUGUUUAAAAUCAUCCAAAUAUAAAACUGUAACCAUAACCACAUUCCUUGCUGUGUGCUAUAAGAUUUUUCUCCUAGAUGUUAUAAAACAAGAAGUCAUGGUCACCAGUAGACAUUAGCAAACUGUACAUUCAUGUGGAAAUAUCACCAGUGAGUGUAGCAAUAUUUUUUUUGGCCCCUAUGGUACCUCAUACAAUUUUUGAGAAUGUAUCUGGAAAGUAUAUCUGUGCACAAUUGUGUGAUGUUCCCAAUACAUGACACUUGAACUUGAAUGUAGUAUCAACUUUUAUCAUAAUUCUGCUGUAAACGAUGUGAUCUGUGGGAAAUAAUAAAGCAUAUGAAGAAAAAAAAAAUCCAUGCUUAAAAGUACAGUGUAUGAGGAUUUAGAAGUGUUAUUUUGAAUUCUUCGUACAUGACAACCACUGAACACAUUGACAUCAAUUUAUGAGUAUUAAAUA